AUGCGGGUCCUCUCGCGGCCAGCGUCACUGCUGCUGCUCGUCCUCGCCCUCACCGCAUUCGUCGCCGCCUGGUCCAAGGAGGACCACGAAAUCUUUCGUCUGCGCGAUGAAGUCGUAGCCCACGAAGGCUCCAAUGUCACCUUCUACUCCUUCCUCGGCAUCCAUCCCUCGGCGUCACAAGACGACAUCAACAAGGCUUACCGAAAGCUGUCACGGACGCUGCAUCCGGACAAGGCUCGCAGCACCUGGCUGUCCAACUACAAUAAGCCAAAGAAAGUCACUCCCAAAGCCGGCGCCAAGCCGACGGUGCAUGUGCAAAAGAACAAGCAGCCCAGUCAGAGCGAGAUCAACAAGUUCACCAAGGAAGCCGAGAAGCGCUUUGAAGUAUUGGGUCUCGUGGUUGGAGUGCUGAGAAGUGAAGGUCGAGACAGGUACGACCACUUCCUGCGAAAUGGCUUCCCUACGUGGAGAGGAACUGGAUACUACUAUGAACGUUUCCGACCGGGCCUGGGCUCGGUGCUUCUCGGCCUGUUCAUCUUCGUUGGUGGAGGUGUGCAUUACGCUGCUCUUUACCUGAGUUGGAAGCGACAGCGUGAGUUCGUGGAGCGAUACAUCAAGCAUGCACGUCGAAUGGCAUGGGGUGAUGAAGGUGGCAUCGGUGCCAUUCCCGGUUUGGGAGGACCUACAAGCGGUACAUCAACCCCACAAACGGGAGACGAGCAAGAGAGCAUGCAGUGGAACCGCAAGCAGAAGAGAGCGAUGGAGAAGGAGAAGAAGAAAGAGGGCAAAGGUGGUGUGAAGAGCGCCAGGGCAGCAGAAAAGGCGAGAACGUCUGGAAUUUCUACCCCUCAGGAAGCUGAGGUCACCUCUGGACCUGUGGGAGCGAAGAAGAGGACCGUCGCAGAGAAUGGCAAGAUCUUAAUCGUGGACAGUGUUGGGAAUGUGUUCUUGGAAGAGGAGACUGAAGAGGGUGACAGGCAGGAAUUCUUGCUCGACCCCGAUGAGGUCCCAGCACCGACCAUCAACGAUACCUUCCUGGUCCGCUUCCCACUCCACCUAUACAACAGCUCCCUCGGCAAGUUGUUCAACAAGCAGACGCCAGAACACGUCGCCUGGGAAGCCAGCCAGGGUGAGGAACAGGAACAAGUGGAUGAGGCUGAAGCAUCCCUCCGUUCUGCGAUCCCACCAAACGCCAACGGCGAGAGCAGGAAGCGCAAGUCAAAAGCCAAGUCAUAG
This is a messenger RNA of Zasmidium cellare ATCC 36951, 1236 nucleotides long. RefSeq lists its product as uncharacterized. The coding region runs from base 1 to 1236 and encodes 411 amino acids. The transcript has 2 exons. Gene Ontology annotation, cellular component: endomembrane system. NCBI's taxonomy places the organism in Eukaryota, Fungi, Ascomycota, Dothideomycetes, Mycosphaerellales, Mycosphaerellaceae. The record is from RefSeq and is a predicted model, not a curated record.